CUGUAUCAAGCUCCCCCUCUCUCCUCCCCAAUUGCAUUGCCCUCCGGGAGGCGUUUUACUUUGGGGGGGCACAUCCGUUUGUCCCUCCUGCUGGACGAGGAAGGGGGAUUUCCCUGCUCCCAUAGGACCCUCGCACGGUGCCCACAAUGGGGAGGGGCCCUGGGGCGAGCGGGACAGGAAUGGGGGGUGGGCGAACGAGCAUCCCCGGCUGCACUUGACUUUUACCCACGUUGCCGCUCUCUCCCUCCUCUCCGUGUCCCCCCGUGUGUGUCCCCCGUGUCCCCACCGUGUCCCCGUGGAUGUCCCCCCUCCGUACGUCCCCCGUCUGCCCCCCCCAGCCAUGCAGCAGGUCCUGGACAACCUGAUGGGGCUCCCGGGGUCCCCGGGGGUGGCCGACCUUGACCUCAUCUUCCUGCGGGGCAUCAUGGAGAGCCCCAUCGUCCGCUCCCUGGCCAAGGCGCACGAGCGGCUGGAGGAGCGGAAGCUGGAGGCGGUUCGCGGGGACAACCUGGCGCUGGUACAGGAGAUCCUGCGGGACAUCGGGCGGCUGGCGCGGCCCGACGGGCAGGGGGCGGCGGCCGAGCUGGCCCGGAUCCUGCGGGAACCGCACUUCCAGGUGCGGGGGGCACGCGCGGGACACGUGUGGGACACUUCUGUGCUGGGGGGUGUGGGACAAGUGUGUGCUGGGGGUGUGACACAGGUGGGAUCCCCCUCCUGUGCUAGAUCCCCCUCCUGUCCUGUGUGACACGUGUGUGUGCUGGGGAGCGUGUGACA
Messenger RNA from Neopelma chrysocephalum (saffron-crested tyrant-manakin), 774 nucleotides. RefSeq names its product MAGUK p55 subfamily member 2-like. The coding region runs from base 341 to 745 and encodes 134 amino acids. The transcript has 2 exons. Gene Ontology annotation, molecular function: protein binding. The record is from RefSeq and is a predicted model, not a curated record. NCBI's taxonomy places the organism in Eukaryota, Metazoa, Chordata, Aves, Passeriformes, Pipridae.